UGCAUUUCCUCCUAUCUUGUGCUACACACCCUUCCCCAUCCUCCCCUUUCCCCCUCCGCUUAUGCGCUCAAUCCAGGUCCUCAAGGAACUGGCACGUGGGUGAGAAAGAGCCACCGGGUAGACAGCGGGUGUGUGUGUGCGGGGGGGAGAUCUGUAGUCAGAGAUCCGAAGAAAAGAAUGUGUGAGGAGGGCCCUGGAUUUAGGGGAGGAGGACUGGAUUUGUGGAAAAGAGAGGAACAAGGUGGGAAGGCACAAAGGCAAAGAGGGUCAAACAGCUGUCUCUUCCCCGCCUUACGCUGCUCCACAAACCCACCAGCUUCUCUCUGAGGGCUACUUCAAAUGGACAGUAGUGGCGGGGGAAAAACGUAAAGGGAAACUGAGUCAGGACCCCGGCUUUCUCUACAUCCUCCUCCCGGAGCAAAGAAGAGGAAGAAGGACAGGAAAGGGACCCAGGCUCCCAGUCCUUCCAGAUGUGGGGGUCAGAAAUGAAAAAACACAGCUUCGGAGGGCAGUGGGCAGCCCCCUGGUCAUGGACCCCACCAGCAUCUGCAGGAAAGCACGGCGGCUGGCAGGGCGGCAGGCUGAGCUGUGCCAGGCCGAGCCAGAAGUAGUGGCGGAGCUGGCCCGGGGCGCCCGGCUUGGGGUGCGAGAGUGCCAGUUCCAGUUCCGUUUCCGCCGCUGGAACUGCUCCAGCCACAGCAAGGCCUUCGGGCGCAUCCUGCAGCAGGACAUCCGGGAGACGGCCUUCGUGUUCGCGAUCACGGCCGCGGGCGCCAGUCACGCGGUCACGCAGGCCUGCUCCAUGGGCGAGCUGCUGCAGUGCGGCUGCCAAGCGCCCCGCGGCCGGGCCCCUCCCCGCCCCCCUGGUCUGCCCGGCACCGCCGGGCCCCCGGGCCCGGCCGGCUCCCCAGACGGCAGCGCCGCCUGGGAGUGGGGAGGCUGCGGCGACGACGUGGACUUCGGGGACGAGAAGUCGAGGCUCUUUAUGGAUGCGCGGCACAAGCGGGGACGCGGAGACAUCCGUGCGUUGGUGCAACUUCACAACAACGAGGCCGGCCGGCUGGCCGUGCGGAGCCAUACGCGCACCGAGUGCAAGUGCCACGGCCUGUCGGGCUCGUGCGCUCUGCGGACCUGCUGGCAGAAGCUGCCGCCGUUCCGCGAGGUGGGCGCGCGGCUGCUCGAGCGCUUCCACGGCGCCUCGCGUGUCAUGGGAACCAACGACGGCAAGGCCCUGCUGCCCGCCGUCCGCACUCUCAAGCCGCCCGGCCGCGCCGACCUCCUCUACGCCGCCGACUCGCCCGACUUCUGCGCUCCCAACCGGCGCACCGGCUCGCCCGGCACGCGCGGCCGCGCCUGCAACAGCAGCGCCCCGGACCUCAGCGGCUGCGACCUGCUGUGCUGCGGCCGCGGGCACCGCCAGGAGAGCGUGCAGCUCGAGGAGAACUGCCUGUGUCGCUUCCACUGGUGCUGCGUCGUGCAGUGUCACCGCUGCCGCGUGCGCAAGGAGCUCAGCCUCUGUCUCUGACGCGCCGCCCGGCGGCUGGGGGGCCUCUGGACCCCAGCGGGGGCGCUGCCCAGCUUCUCCCGGCGACAGCCCAUCUCCCAGGCCUCCGGAAACUAAGAGGCGGCGGGGCUGGGGAUACACGCCUGCCCAGGAAGGCCCCAGGGCGCUGGAGAACCGCACCCCAACCCCCCCCCCCAACCCGCCAGGGAGCGCUCUGGAGGGCUUGGGGGCGGGGAGGCAAUGCAGUCUCUCUCGCUCUUUGGCCCCCAUAUGGAAACCAAAGAGCCAGUCUCUAGGCCUCUGGAUGCAGGACUCCUUAGAACUGCUGGCCAUGGGGUGGGUGGGUGAGUUUAGUAUCAAUAAAAGUAUUUAAACCAAUAGGACUGGGCCCACGGUUUGGGAGGGGGGCUGGCCUCCAGGGGGCUGACAUGGGGCCAGGCUUCCCAAGGAGUGCGUAAAGGAAGAUGGUUUUGACAGAACUAGCAUCUCAGGGGUCAUCCUUAGGCCCCUAUCUUCUCACCUUUUGGAUUAAGCUCUCCUGGCAACGUGAUGAAGAGUCACCCUUGCCACAUUUCUCCGGCCUGCCUCUUAGGAAGACCUAAGCCGUCCCUUUUUAAAGGAACAGACUGAACAGGUCUAGGAAAAGAAGCCCAGACAACUCUGGUAGUGUACUCAGCUCUCAGAUCAGCCCUCAUCUUAAUUCUAGGGGACUGUGAUGCCUUCAUCUGUCCUUCUGUUUCUGUGACCCCUGGGGGUAUUCGAGGGUAGAUUUUUAGGGCCACCCAAGCCCGUAGGAUUAAAGCACUUUAUAAACUAGAAUGUGAUGAAACAA
Molecule: messenger RNA, 2336 nt
Organism: Leptonychotes weddellii (Weddell seal)
Lineage: Eukaryota; Metazoa; Chordata; Mammalia; Carnivora; Phocidae
Source: RefSeq, a predicted model, not a curated record